UUCAAGGAGCAGCCGCUAACUUAGCAUCGAGGCUCGCGUUCAAAACAUGCUCUGAUUUUUUUUACAGCUGGCAGGUUUGGAGGACAGAGAUGGCAGUGUGUGCACUGACCAUGUUGGACGGGAUGGAGGAGGAGGUAAUGGCGGCGGGUGGCGUGUUGCUCUUGGUCCUGGCCCUCGCCUUAGCUUGGCUCUCGACCCAUGUGGCAGAUCGGGGAGACCACAUACUGGGCACCAUCCUCACCGUGGGCGCUCACGCCUCUCUCAUCAGACUCGGGGACCAUGACAGCUACAGCGGAGGUUCUUCCAGCACCGAUACGCCUGAACAACAGACUCCUCCGCCUUCGCAGGAGAACAAGCCGGACGACGGCGAGCCCGGGACUGAGAGAGGGGAAAGUGAGGGGACAGGGGAGGGAGCUGAGGGGGUUCGGACAGAUCUGCUGCUGGACAUACGGAGCAAACAACCACAAGCUGGAAGACUACACACUUCUGAUGAGGAGGAUGACGAGGUUGAUGAGGAGGAGGAGGAGGAGGAGGAGGAUGACGACGAGGAGCUGGAGGUGGAAGAUAAAAAGGUUAUAAAGCAUAUCCCAGUGUUGUCCAGCAGCAUCUCAAGCACCACCACCAUCAACACCAGUAUGACCACUUCCAUGUCCGUUCGACUUAAGUUUUUAAAUGACACAGAGGAGCUAGCUGUUGUGAAGCCGCAGGAUACUGUGGCAGUACUGAAGAGUAAAUACUUCUCAGGCCGGGAGCAUCAAAUAAAACUCAUCUAUCAAGGCCAGUUGCUGCAGGAUCCGAAGAGAACUCUCUUAUCCCUAAACAUCACACACAACAGCGUGAUUCACUGCCACAUCUCCCAGGCCCUGCACGAGGCCGCCCCAGAGGAAGGGGCUCAGUCUGGGCCAGGAGCAGCAGCCGGGUCUGGCGUCUCCGGAGGAUUCAGGGCUGCAGGUGUGGCCAUUAGCACCAGCAGCCUGGUGGUGCCCGUAUUUGUGGUGAUACUGGCUGUGGUUUGGUAUUUUCGCAUCAACUACAGGCAGUUCUUCACCGCCCCUGCGACCAUCUCCCUCGUGGGAGUCACUGUGUUCUUCAGCUUUCUGAUAUUCGGGAUGCACAGCCGCUGAAAAAAAAAAUGCAGAGAAGCUUACAGCUGAAUGUUGUGAGGUGAAAAAUAAAAAUAACUAUAGUAGUGGGUGGCGUCUGGAGAGACGGACUAAUCAAAAGCGGCCUCGUUGCAGAUGCCGCAGAUGAUUGGAUUCCUGCAGGGUGUGUAGGAGGUUAGUUGAGCCUGUUUGGGCAUGUUUAAAAAAAAAACAACAACAAAAAACAGAUGAGUGAUUGUACAGUUAUGUGUGGGGUCAACAAAAAUCUGAGUCCCACCUAAACUGAAUCAUAAUUUAGCUUCUCUUCAAACACGACUUAGUGGUUUACACCAUGUGAGCAACCCUCUGGCUUUCUAUCGUUAGCUCUUUUAUUGUUGCUGGGGAUUCAGAUGUUUUCCUGUUUUUUUAAUUUUUAUUUUAUUAAGGCCACUGUUUCUGUGUUUAAAAAAAAAAAAGAAGAAAAAAUUAACAAAUAGAUAAAAGAAUCUAAAACCUUUUGGAACCACUCACUCUUGUGCUGUGUGCGCCAGUUGAAUUCUUUAUUUUGCGUUCAUUGAAUGAAACAAGCUGUCUGUAAGCAAGAUACAAACUGUACAGCUGCCCUCAGUGCAAAGCCGAAAAAACGUUCAAUAUUUUUGUUGGUCCAGAAAUAUUGCUAUGUAGAAAUAGGCUAAUUUAAAUAAUCACUAGACAUUAAAAAAAUAGACACUUUUUUUUGAAAAUAUAUUGUAAAUAUAUUGUGUAUUUUCUGUAAAUAAAAUGAUAGAAUGAAUCAGAUGAACCUGCAUCUGGCACUUAAAGAUUUGGAGGGAACGGUCGGACCCUCCUGAUUAUGCUGGACUGCUCUGGCUUCAGUGAUGUCUCAAAUUAAAGCAUUUAAAA
Messenger RNA from Scomber scombrus (Atlantic mackerel), 1985 nucleotides. RefSeq names its product transmembrane and ubiquitin-like domain containing 2 (gene tmub2). The record is from RefSeq and is a predicted model, not a curated record. The coding region runs from base 90 to 1124 and encodes 344 amino acids. Lineage: Eukaryota; Metazoa; Chordata; Actinopteri; Scombriformes; Scombridae. Gene Ontology annotation, molecular function: protein binding. The transcript is spliced from 3 exons.